UGUUCCCUCCUCCACAAGGUGUCUCAUUCACUUUUUAAAUGAGCUCCUCCUCUGUGACGAAAUAACAGCGUGGCUUAGGCAAAAUUGAACUUGUUUCUUGCCAACAUUCACGGGAUACCGUCGAUGCGCUCAGAUCCAGGAACACGCUGGAGUAGGACCGCGCAUCACCUAAAGAGAGGAGUUAGGCUCACUGGGAAGAGGAAAAAGAGGUUUUACUGCCUCAACUUGGAGUGGACCUAUCCAGGCACUGUUUUACGCACGCAUGUGGUGCGCUGGGAUUAGCUCGAUCUAAGGAUUUAGUAUCUAUAAACAAUUUUCUUUGUUCAAUGGAAUAAAAUUAAUUUAAACAUGAUUCUAAAUAUUAAGCAUAUCCUGUGGUUAUAUUAUCUGUGUGAUGCUGCAUAUGCAACAACAUCCAACACAUUAUCAAUAAUCCAACCAAUCUCUGGAUCCCUCUCAGGGAAAGUAAAUCUUCCCUGCUUCUUCUCCACAAUCCCAACAUCAGCGCCAGUCAUAGGUACAAAUAGAACAGCCAAUUAUGGCAAAGAUUACUUACGAAUCAAAUGGACCAAAAUAAAAGGACAGGAAAAGUCUACAGUGUUGGUGAUGCAAAAUGGGGUCAUCAAGAUGAACCCCAUCUACAGGAACCGUGUGUCAGUGCCCAGUCACCCUGAGGAUGUCGGUGACGCCUCCUUGACUAUGGUCAAGCUGCGAGCUAGUGAUGCUGGGACUUACAGUUGUGAAGCCACAUACGGCAUUGAAGAUACGCAUGAUAUUGUUAACCUUGAUGUCAGUGGUGUUGUUUUUCACUAUCGAGCAAGCCCCAGCAGGUACACCUUAAGUUAUGAGAAAGCUGUCCAAACUUGCAAAGAUAUUGGAGCAAGCAUAGCUACCUAUUCCCAACUGAAAGCAGCUUAUGAAGAUGGAUUUGACCAGUGUGAUGCUGGCUGGAUUGCUGACCAGACAGUGAGAUACCCAAUUACCAGACCAAGAGACGGCUGCCUUGGAAACCUUAAGAUGAUACCUGGUGUUAGGACAUACGGAGUUAGAAACCCUUCAGAGACCUAUGAUGUAUACUGUUACGUCGAUAAACUUGACGGUGAAGUCUUUUAUGCUCCUGCGGCGGGUAAGCUAACUUUUUUAGAGGCCACUGAGGAGUGCAAAAAACACAAAGCUGUCUUGGCGUCCACUGGCCAACUCCACGCUGCUUGGAGAAUGGGACUGGACAGAUGUGACUAUGGCUGGCUCUCUGACGGGAGUGUACGACACCCUGUUGUGCAUCCUAGAAUUCCAUGUGGCGGAGGCCUAAUGGGUGUCAGGACACUGUAUCGCUACAGAAAUCAGACCUGCUUUCCAGAACCUUCCAUGAAGUUUGGAGCUUACUGCUUUAGAGGAGGGAGAGACACAAUCAACCAGACUUUCCUUGUGGAUGUAUCUGUACAAGAAGUCAUUACUACCACCACCACCACCAGAUCCACCACUGUUUCCACCACAUCAUUCGACACAACAGCAGAGGCAGAGAAGUCUUCAGACUAUGAUCCCACAUAUGUUACAUCAAUGUUCUCUGUCAGUAUGUCUCCUCCUCAGCCCACUCCCCCAGACCAAGAUGCUCAAUUAAUCACAACAGUUGCACCAACAAUUAUAGAGGAUUCUGAUGAUAAAGAUAGUAUAAGCGACAUAGACAUAAAUUACUCUAACAGCUUUGGUACUGUUGGACCUGUUCCUUCCCAUGGUGAAGAGAUCACUGAAAUUCACAUGACGAAAGAGACCACUGGUUCUACAGCAUCCUUUGAAGAUCCAGAUUCCCACUCGGUGAUUGAGAUCAGCACAAUCAAACCUGAUGUACUUCUACCAGAUGACUCUUUAAAUACAGCAGGCAGGUUUGCAGAGGGGAAGACAGAGAAAACUAUUGUGACUCAUAGGAUGAUCACAGAUAUUUCCUCUAAAAUCACAGAUGCUCCUACAGAAUCUACUGAAAUGACCAGGAAAGGAGCAUUUAUUUCCUCUGUAUCAACACCAUUCAUCGCAGCUCCUGGUUUCCAGUUAACAACACCAGGAGAUUAUGAAGAUGGGACUAUAACUGAUAUUUUUCUCCAGGCUACUCCACCAUUCCAGCCAUUCCCACAGAUCAUAGAUCAAACUGCCAUGGAAACAUCAACCCCAACUACAAGUGGCACUACCUCUAGGUAUAACACUGUGCCAGAAGAUGAGAUAAGCACCACAGAAAUAACAGAGACCCUUGACAUUGAAAGGCAAACAAUACAAAAAACACAGGAAGCAGAUUCUCUUGCUACAUCUGGUGAUCCAGAUGUAGCUUCCAGGUUCCCGGUUGAGAGCCGAGUGUUUACUGAAGAAGUGGCAUUGUCAACAACUGAACACACCCUCAGUGAGUCCAGCAGUCGGAGAACAGAACAUACUGCAGAAACUCUCACAGAGGAUGACACUUUGGGAAGCAGUGGGGCAGAGAGAUUUACAUUCUCUUCUACGACAUCAACUGUAACCAGCACGCUCAAAAUCACACCUUCAGUGGUCACGAAGGCACAGAUUCAGAAUAUUUCAGGUAAGAUUAGCAUUUUCUUACAUUUUUAAACAGAGGACAAAUAAGGAGGGAGAUGUAACAAAAGGAAUGUAAUACAAUGUGUGCGUGUGCCAAGGUUGUCUUUGGUUUGAAUAUGGUCUUCUGCAUAGAUUAUUUCUUUCCUCCAGUGGAAUUAAGUGUAUCAUUUGAGACAAGCGCCACAGAAAUAACAGAAAUAUUUGCAGUUACUUGCUUGAACAAAUGCAGUUUGUAUUCAUGGUAAUGCAUUUUCUGUAGGUGAUUUGUUUCCUAUGUUGUUUUGGCACAUGAUAGUAUUCAUAAUGACUAGGCCCCUCUUUUGCUGCCAAAUUAGUUCUGACCAGUCGAGAAAAAUAGCAUGCAACAUCUAGGGUUCCCUGUGGGUUCUGGUACUGGCUUUUGAGCAAUAGAUUCUUUGGACCUUGUGAAUUUUUGUGUGGAGUCUUUGUGGAUGGAAUUGUUUCCCAAGGAUGUCAUUACAGCUUAUCAAAUGUUAAGUUGCAAUAAUUUGAUAAGAUCUUCUGACUUUGGAGUUAUUUGCAGAGUCCCCUGCCAUGUUCUUUUGAGGGCUGUCUUGCCAUGCACUGCACCUGGUCCCUAAAAAGAAGUUUUCAGUACUUUGUAGUUUUUUUUUCCUAGCACUAUGGGUUUCUACAUCUUCUCUUGUGGCAUUCAUUGGUACCAUACAGGCAGAAAAGAAACAAAAAACCACUGACAAAUGCAGUUUAUAUUUAAGCCCUUGUUUUAUAAAAUAUAACAUCAAAACUUACAGUAGAUGAUAGGCUAGCCUUAAUUAGGCACAAUGACUUACAUUUCAAACUAAAACAUGUAUGACUUCAACAUUAUGAAAAUCAUAAUAAUAGUAACUAUUAUUAUAUAUGACUUACAUUAUGAAAGUCUUACAUUUCACAAGAAUAAUGUGACUUUCAUCCUAUGAAAGUCACAUUAUGACUCAUAGUCGUACAUGUGAAAGAAUGCAGGUUUAUUUUGUGUUGUUUAACUACUUCUAUGCAUUUACAUUAUUCCCCUAACUGAGUGUGACCAUCUGACUGACAGCCAACCUGGCAAUAACUAAAGUGUGUUGGCAGUCUACCGCCUUAAGCACAGUAAACACUGUCUUCAUCUUAGACUGGACACCACCUCAUAAGGUGAUGUCAUCACUAACUCACAGUCCCUGCCCUUUUUGUCAGGACAGCUGGAGGCUGCCUGACCAAAGGAAGUGAUUAUAGCUACUUUUACUGCUCAUGUGAUUGACUGAGACUUUCUGGGUCUCAUUCUGUCCUCCCAGUGUGUAUGGGAAAAACAUGCAGAAAAAUUUGUGGUGACAUUGAAAGGUUUGUCUGCAUUGUAACAAAAUAAAAUCUCAUUUGGGUUUAAAGAAAAUCACUUAACUAAUUUUUUUAUGGGCGUAAAAACAUCACUUAGCAAAUUUGUUGUGUGGCUCCAGAUUAUUGUGUUAUAGUGAACUUUACGCUUGUGUUUUAGAUUAAUUGAUGACAGCUAAAUACACUGUUUACCAAGUGUUUUAGUUAUUGCGACUUCUUAAAUUAUUGAUCAUCUAUGUGUCAAAGAAAAAAUUUACAGAAUAUCACAAAAUCCCAAAUAGUACAUUCAGACUGCAUUUAAAGUUCUGUUUUAAAUUGGCUGUUCUCACCUUGAUAAACUGAUUUUUACACAGUUUGUGGAAAACACCAGAAAUUUUGAACAUGCAUGUAUUCCAACCCUCAUAUUUUCUGUUGCUAGACCUACUCUACAGAUUGAAGUCUGCAUUGUAAAGUAUGUAUUUAAAUAAUUCUGAGGAUUAAAAAUAUUAGAAUCAAUAAAUGCACAUU
Molecule: messenger RNA, 4389 nt
Organism: Xiphophorus couchianus (Monterrey platyfish)
Lineage: Eukaryota; Metazoa; Chordata; Actinopteri; Cyprinodontiformes; Poeciliidae
Gene: vcana
Product: versican a
Exons: 7
Coding region: 349-2589 (746 amino acids)
Biological process (GO): glial cell differentiation; positive regulation of neuroblast proliferation; cell adhesion
Cellular component (GO): perineuronal net; synapse
Molecular function (GO): hyaluronic acid binding
Source: RefSeq, a predicted model, not a curated record